AGUUACUUGAGUCAAAAUCUUCCCAGCCACCCGGAUUAUACAAUAUCUCAAACCGAUAAUAACUGAGAACGUUAUGGACCGACCGACGUUCAGAGUCAUUAUUGUUGGCGGCUCCAUCAGUGGCUUGACCUUAGCGCAUUGCCUAACUCGAGUCGGUAUCAGCCAUAUGGUUCUGGAAAAAAGAGAUGAGAUCGCCCCGCAAGAAGGAGCUUCAAUAGGCUUGUGGCCUAACGGUUCUCAAGUUCUCCAACAGCUUGGGCUCUACGAUGACUUGGACAAAUUUACAGAGCCACUUCGAAAGUUGCAUGUUUCUUACCCAGACGGCUUCUUCUUUAGCAAUGCCUUCCCAGAAAAAAUUCAUAGAAGAUUCGGUUUACCUAUCGCUUUCCUGGAAAGGCAAAAGCUGCUGCAAGUCCUGUAUGAACGAUAUCCGGAGAAAUCUAAUAUCAUAUUGAAGAAAAAGGUUGUCGAGGUUCGACCACUUGAUCAUAGCGUUUGUGUUAUAGCUGAGGAUGGAAGUGUUUACCACGGCGACCUGGUUGUUGGUGCUGAUGGAGUCCAUAGUCGCGUCAGGUCUGAAAUGUGGCGACUGUCUGAUAUGAAUGCCCCGGGAAUGAUCACACUCGGUGAAAGGAAAAGUAUGACUGUUGAAUACGCCUGUGUUUUUGGGAUCUCAUCACCGGUAGCCGGGCUCCAGAGUGGAGAGCAUAUCAACUCAUUUUUGGACGGCUUAACGGUUUUAACGUUCCAUGGGAAGGAUGGCCGUGUCUUUUGGUUCAUUAUCCGAAAGCUGGACCAAAAGUUCAUUUACCCAAAUAUUCCUCGGUUCUCCGCCAAUGAUGCAGCAGAUCUCUGUGAUCGGCUGGGAAAUGUACCUAUCUGGAAGGACAUCUGUAUCCGGCAUAUAUGGAGAAACAAGGAAAUUGCUUCGAUGACUGCCCUGGAGGAAGGUAUUUUCAGAACAUGGUGUUUCGAUCGUAUUGUUCUAUUGGGGGAUAGUGUGCAUAAAAUGACUCCAAACAAUGGCCAGGGAGCAAAUAGCGCCAUUGAAGAUGCCGCUACUCUAGCCUCACUCGUGAACCGGCUCAUUUGCACCGAGGGUGUUGCGAACCCGUCCGCUCCACAGAUCGAUACACUACUUCAAGAGUAUCAGGCAUUGAGAUAUUACCGCGUAGGAAGGGUAUAUAAGCGGUCGCGAUUUGCAGUUCGUUUUCAAACACGUAACGAUCUUUUCAAAUCUCUUGUUGGUCGAUACCUGCUUCCAUACGCAAGCGAUCGCCUGGCAGACAUGGUGUCGGGACUCGUCGCUGAUGGGGAUAUCAUUGAUUUUCUUCCUCCGCCCAAGCGAAUCGGAUCCGGGUGGUCACAGUAUAGCACUGGUGGGCACCCAGAUCUUCUGGUAUCGAGACCUUUGCUUUCUCUGCUUCUCCUUGGUUCAUUCUGUGUCAUGCUUUCGACAUACUUGAUAGCUUAUUCUCCACAUCUUGUUUCGUGUAUGCCCACGUUUUUGAAUCAAUAG
Molecule: messenger RNA, 1519 nt
Organism: Talaromyces proteolyticus
Lineage: Eukaryota; Fungi; Ascomycota; Eurotiomycetes; Eurotiales; Trichocomaceae
Product: flavoprotein monooxygenase
Exons: 4
Coding region: 74-1519 (481 amino acids)
Molecular function (GO): FAD binding
Source: RefSeq, a predicted model, not a curated record